GCUGGAAGUAGCAAACUUGGUUACCUAGGAUCGUCCCACCAUAUUUCAGUUCCUGUGUACAAUGUUCUGGUUCUGCUUAUUUCACUCCGUUUCAGUUCCUGGAGGCCCUUCCAGUUUGCUGUGCCUCUUUUCAUACUCUAACGGUACCUUGGGGAAACGAGAUGGCCCAAUGGAUGGAGCAAUUCGGUCUCACACACUGGCUGUGUGACCCUGGGCAAGUCAUUUAACCCUGUUUGCCUCAGUUUCCUCAUGGGUAAAAUGAGCUGGAGAAGGAAGUGAGUGGCAAAACCACUCCAGUAUCUUUGCCAAGAAAAUCCCAAAUAGGGUCGUGAAGAGUCAGACCCAAGUGAACACCUGCACCACCACCGCCGCUGCCGCCACGCUAGGGCUGCCUUGACUCGUCCUCUUUUUGCAGGGCUUUGGGAAGCCCCACGUCUUCUUCGGACAAACUUCUUUCAGUCGGAUCUCCUCGAUUUGAUACUUGUGAAUAUGGUCUGCACGAUCCGGCUCUCUCUGGGCCGGCCUCCGCCGAAGCCGCCGAAGCCGCCGUAACUGCCGUACUGGGGGUCUAAGCUUCGGGGUCUUGCACAGUCAGCCUUUGCGUCCCGACGUCCUUGGCGGCAUUGACACCCUGUGCCGCCAGGACAUUCCACGUCCUGCGGUCCCCCUCCAGCAGGAACGUUCUGUGUUCCAUGUUCCGAGAGUCUUCCCGGUUCUGACCGUCGGUGCCAGUGUUCUAAGGUUCUGCCCAGCUCCUGGGCACGGGCAUGGAGGAGAAGGGGAAAGGGAACUCAGCCCAGCCCCUUGCCUGGGUCCUCCCCGGCACUAGGGGGUGCUGCAGGCGCCCAGGAGCCUGGCCUCCUGGAACCUGCCCUGGGUCCUCCCCGGCACUAGGGGCUGCUGCAGACGCCUGCUCCCUUUUUGUCCCCGGCUGGCUCUGUGGCCACCUGCCCCAAAGCACUGCUAGAGGGAGGCUGCCUGCCAUUAUAGCUCCUGGGCCCAUGGACCAAGCCACCACUGGGGUGGAUCUGCGGGCCAGCCUCGUUGGGGAGGAACCGGGGACCCUGGAAACUCCCCCAGGCUCGGCCCAGCCCCCCCAGGCCAAGAGGCGCCUGAGAGUGGGCGGCUGGAACAGCACCCCUCUACUGCUGCUGUUGGUGGUGCUGCUUCCCACAAGAUCCCAUGAAAAUGACCACCUUAAUCAAGUGUGUGGGAUGCGCAGACUGAACGAGAGACCCCCAAACAAUGAGAGCUCCUGGGAGGGGAAGUGGCCUUGGCAAGUGAGCAUCCAGUACGGGAAGCGCCACCUGUGUGGGGGCACCCUCAUUGACUCCCAGUGGGUGCUCACGGCGGCCCACUGCUUCCAGAUAACCACUGAUCCAACUGCCUAUCACAUUUUAGUGGGCUACCACAAGCUCUAUGAGAAAGGUCCCAAGUCACACAGGGUGAGAGUGAAAAGGAUUAUCAGGCACCCAUAUUUUGGAAAGACUCACCUCUUUAAAAGUGAUCUUGCCGUGAUUUUCCUGGAGCCUCCAGUGACAUUCUCUCAGUAUGCUGUGCCCAUCUGUAUGCCAAGGCCAGACCUGAAUUUUGAAGAAAAGUUGUCUUGCUGGAUGACAGGCUGGGGAGGAAUUGCCAACACAGUGUUACUGUCCAAGCCCUUCUCUCUCCAGGAGGUUGAACUUCCUUUAAUUUCGAAUCUUCAGUGCAAUUCCCUUUCUGCAUUUAUGGUGAAUCCCAAGACUAACGAAACAAUAUAUGAGAUCGAAGAUGACAUGCUGUGUGCUGGAACGUCAGUAAUCCCAACCCUAUCUGCCCGGGAGAUGUGGGGAGCCCCCUGGUCUGUGACUUCGCCGACGUCUGGACGCAGGUGGCCGUGGUGAGCUGGAGCACGCAGUGCUCCCCCAAUCACCUGACCGUCUUCACCAGGCUCAUCCCUUAUCUGGAGUGGAUAGAAGAAACCAAGAAAUCGAUUCAGACAGAGAGUGACCGGAGCCAGGAGAGAGCGGCCAGCCCGCAGUGGCCGGCCUCGUCCUCGGGCACCCCCACGUCCUUCCCCGCCCCGCCGGGCCCGCUGCGCCUCAGCCUCCUGCCCUGGCUGCUCUGGCUGCCCCUGGCCCCCUGAAGGCUGCUGCCCUCCUGCCCCGGCUGGCUGUCCUACUCAUCUUCUCUUGCCUUCCCUCGGCCUGCCCUCCCUUCCUCGCGGCACCCCGUCCCCCCUCACCGUGGGACAGGCAGAUUGGCCCCAAGGGCGCCGGGCCUGGUGUGGGGGGGCAGCAGCGGGGCCUGGGGGAGGGGCUGCAAUGCCUGGGCUGGGGGUGGGCAGGGAAGGGGAGGGUACGAGCUGGCUUUAUGGGCCUGAGAGCCACGGGGGGCUGGGAACAGACUGUCCUCGAGCGCUGAGAAAGCUCCAGUGAUUUCAUUAAACUGUUAUGACGAAAA
Monodelphis domestica (gray short-tailed opossum) is the source of this 2442-nucleotide messenger RNA. Its product is annotated as serine protease 27-like. The record is from RefSeq and is a predicted model, not a curated record. Gene Ontology annotation, biological process: proteolysis. Lineage: Eukaryota; Metazoa; Chordata; Mammalia; Didelphimorphia; Didelphidae. Gene Ontology annotation, molecular function: serine-type endopeptidase activity.